GACGACUGUACGACGCCCAGCGCUGGCAGCUAGACGGCUUGCCCCCUCGCCCCCCAGCUCUCGUGCUUUGCUCACAGGAAACUCUCCUCUCUUUCCCUCCCAAAAGGAAAAGCCGAGCGAGCGAGCGAGAGAGAGAGAUAAGGAGGAGGCGGUGGAUAAAUUGAGGCAAUUCGGAGGCGUUUAAGAGCGACCGGAGAGAAUUCCAGGGCUUGUGUGAAUAGUUCGAAGCGAUUUCUUGAAGUUAGUGCUGUGUUUCGGCUUCGAUCUUGGUGGAUUUGGGGGUUCUGGAGGCGGGUCGGAUUUGGAUUUGAGGCUUUGAUCUGGGGAUUUGGGUGGAUCGGUGGUGGAUGAGAGAUCUGGGGGUAGGCGGAGGUUUUGGAUGGCGUCGUCGGAGGUGUCGGCCGUGAAAGGGAGUAAUGGGAGCUUCUCGUCCGGGUGCAGCGAGUUUAACGAGGACGGCGCUGGAGGCGGUGUGGCGGAGGCCGGCCGGGGGUUCGCAGCGGUACCGGCGGCCGGGAAAGAUUCGGAGGACGCGCUGUAUACCGAACUCUGGCUUGCGUGCGCCGGGCCUCUGGUGACGGUUCCCCGCGCGGGGGAGAGGGUCUUCUACUUCCCCCAGGGGCAUAUAGAACAAGUGGAGGCUUCGACGAAUCAAGUGGCGGAACAGCAGAUGCCCGUCUACAACCUUCCGUCCAAGAUCCUUUGCCGGGUGAUCAACGUGCAGUUGAAGGCCGAGCCGGACACAGAUGAGGUGUUUGCCCAAGUGACUUUGCUCCCCGAGAAGCAAGAUGAGAACGCUGUGGAGAAAGAGACGCUCCCACCCACACCGCCCCGGCCUCAUGUUCACUCUUUCUGUAAGACGCUUACAGCAUCGGAUACGAGCACCCACGGUGGGUUCUCGGUGCUGAGAAGGCACGCCGACGAGUGCCUCCCUCCCCUGGAUAUGUGCCGGCAGCCACCAUCUCAAGAGCUGGCAGCAAAGGAUUUGCAUGGGGUCGAGUGGCGCUUCCGUCACAUCUUUCGUGGUCAACCAAGGAGACACUUGCUUCAGAGUGGUUGGAGUGUUUUUGUUAGUUCCAAAAGGCUUGUUGCUGGGGAUGCUUUUAUUUUCCUAAGAGGUGAGAAUGGUGAACUACGUGUUGGAGUGAGACGUGCAUUGAGACAGCAAACAAAUAUUCCGUCUUCAGUCAUAUCCAGUCACAGUAUGCACCUUGGUAUCCUUGCAACUGCAUGGCAUGCUGUCAACACAGGGACUAUGUUCACAGUCUACUACAAACCAAGGACAAGCCCUUCUGAAUUCAUUGUUCCAUAUAAUCAAUAUAUGGAGUCCCUCAAGAGCAACCAUUCCAUAGGUAUGAGAUUCAAAAUGAGAUUUGAAGGUGAAGAAACCCCAGAGCAGAGGUUCACUGGAACAAUAGUUGGCAUAGGAGAUGCUGAUCCAAACAGGUGGCCUGGAUCAAAAUGGAGAUGUCUUAAGGUGCGAUGGGAUGAGACCUCUUCAGUUCCUCGUCCAGAGAGAGUUUCUCCUUGGAAAAUUGAACCUGCUUUGUCUCCUCCGAUGAACCCCCCGCCGGUGCCUAGACCCAAGAGGCCCCGAUCGAAUGUUAUGCCAUGCUCACCUGAUUCAUCAAUUCUUACGAAAGAAGCUGCUUCUAAAGUCAAUGUAGACCCUUCACAUUCACAUGGAACUACAAGGGUCUUGCAAGGUCAAGAACUGAUGACCUUGAGAAGCAGUUUUGCGGAUGAUAAAGAGUCCGAAAAUGCACAGAAGCCCAUUAUGUGGUCUUCGUCGCAUGAUGAAGAGAAAACUGAUGCUUCUGUGCAGAGAAGAUUGGGAUCAGAAAAAAGGUGGAUGCAAAUGGUGCGGCCUGAACCAACUUAUGCGGAUCUGCUGUCAGGAUAUCGGCCUCAUGAUUCGCAUGGAUUUAGCUCAACAUUAUUCGAACAGAAUCCUGGAGAAGCAUAUCUCUUGAAGAAUCACUUUCAAGACACAGAAGGCAGGCACAACAUGCUUCCGGGCCAAUGGUCUUUAAUGCCUCCAAAUUCUUCUUUUGCUUCACAUGAGCUUAACUUCAAGAUUACUGCACAACCUGGCGAGCAUUCUUAUCAGAAAGCUGGAAGUAUGAGGUGUGCCGGGAAGGUAGGCUAUUCUGCAUUGCAGGGACUAGGAAUUGAACAACACUCUCCAAACUGGUUGACGCAUUUGCUGCCAACUUCACGAAUGGAGAACCCCUCACAGUCAAGGGCGGUGAAGCCUCAAUCCUUGAUUGCAUCACAAAAUGACAAAAAACCCAAAGCCGGUGGCAACUGUAAGCUCUUCGGAUUUCAUCUUAACAGCAACACGACAGCAUCUGACGUAGUAGCAUCACAACAAAUGAAUGCUUCAACCCAUGAGCCAGAGGCACACAGUUAUGCGGCUGCAUCAUUAAAGCAGCCACAGGCUAUAGAGGCUGACAAACAUUCUGAACCAGCAAAAGUUAUGAAGUCAGCUGAUCCUACUCCAGUAGGCAGCGAGCCAGAGAGAAAUCUUCAGCCUUGCCCGCAGACUUCUAAAGACUUGCAGAGAAAACAAAAUGGUUCAACAAGAAGUUGCACAAAGGUGCAUAAGCAAGGAAUUGCUCUUGGAAGAUCUGUGGACCUUACAAAGUUCAAUAGCUACCAUGAACUGUUAGCCGAGUUAGAUCACAUGUUUGAAUUUGAGGGUGAAUUGAUGGCUCCCAACAAAAAUUGGCUGGUUGUGUAUACUGAUAAUGAAGGUGAUAUGAUGCUUGUUGGAGAUGAUCCUUGGCAUGAAUUCUGCAGCAUGGUUCGUAAAAUUUUCAUCUACACGCGUGAGGAGGUCCAGAGGAUGAAUCCUGGAACGCUGAGCUCCAGAGUUGAAGAGAGCCCAGCUUCUUCCGAGGAAAGAGCAGCUGCUAAAGGAAGAAAGGGUCUGGUUCCUAAAUCUUCAGCUCAUCCAGAGACCUGCUAGCUCUAGAAUUGGCACGGUCUUUUUGAUGGAGGAAAGGCCAUGGUUGGGACCAACGUUUGAUAGGCGGGGCCAGGCUGGGGGGUAUUGGAGUAUAGGUUGUGAAUGGUAAGACCCAUCUUAUUGCCAUUGGUGGCACUUGCUCUGGAGGCUGGGGCAAGGGAACUGCUUUAAUUACUACAGUUUUGGUUGUAUUGUGAUUUUUGCUCACAAAAUUUGUCUGUGCCUCUUAUCACAUGUAUAUCCUGAAGAAAGGCGAGGGAGACCUUGCUCUUCCACAACAUUUGUAAAUAUCUGUUCUCAGCCUAUCAUAUUAUCAAUGUUAAGUCAUCCCAAGCUGGCUUUUUUUACCUCAUUUGAGCCAUGCAGUGUCACUUGAGCUUUUGUUAUUGGUGAACCUGGUAACAUAUUUUGAGCUCUGACCUGUUCAAGCACAUUGUGGUGAACUGGUGUAAAAUCAUAUAUAGCUGCGCUCUAUUGAUAAAUCAUGCCAUUUAACUGAAAAUUUUAUCAUGGAGCCAUUUGUACAGUAAUUUUAGAAAGCUUAGAAUGCUUGACCAUGGGGACUCAUUAUGAUCAGCUAUUAGCCAAUUCUUAUAUCUCUACUAGUCAAAUUGUCUACAGUUUGGGAGCCUGAUGUUUUUGUGAGGUCAGGUCACCACUUGCAGGAUACAAAGCUAUGCAUAUCGGGAGACUUCAAAAUACAGGCUUAAGGAGAUGAUGUGCAUAUUUCUGUACAUUUCCAAUAAUUAUGAAGUAUUAGGUCUGUUCUGUUGCUUGUUGAACUUGUUAUGUUACCAAACCAAUGAAAACUAAUUUAGGCAACCCUCUAUGCAUUUUCUCCCCUUGCUAUGUCUUGUAUCCCAGUAUUACUCUUGUUCUAUUUAAUUGGAGGGCAAAGAACUAUGGUGAUGGAUGGAGGUUUAACGAGGAGAGGUUUGAUAAGAGAGAUCGGUAGGUGUGGAGUAGGGUGCAGAGAUUCAAGAAGUGGAGCUUGAUGGCUUCUGAAAGUGUUUCGUGUGGUUGGCUGUUGGAUUAUGUUUGUGAUGGCUGUAUUGACUCUUAUGAGAUCAGGUCUUUCUGGGUGGGUUUUUACUAGAAUGAUAGAACUCCUGUGAUGCUACUUCCGGACAUCCCAAAGACAGGUGAAAGUUUGGCAGGUUCAUGUUCCCAUUAGGUUUGAUAUGGUCUUUCUGAAUCUAUUUUUUACCAUUUGUAACUGCAGAACGGUAAACUUGGAAUAAAUAUGUUUUCUGAGAUGAUUACGUCUCUUGUUGCAGGAUCUGUAUUCUACUGUCCAUCAUCGCAGCUCUGUGAUUAAGGUGGAUGGAUAGCUUCAUGUGAAAGCUGGGAUCAAAUCAAUCAUGCACGGAUGUUUGGGAUAGGCAGAUUGUUGCUGUCUGCCUCCGCUGUAAAAUAGAUUUUUCUUACGGUCUUACCUCAUUUCAGUAUGUGGAAUUUUUUGAUAAAAAGUUAUGCCAGCUUUUUCCCUCAUC
Molecule: messenger RNA, 4464 nt
Organism: Phoenix dactylifera (date palm)
Lineage: Eukaryota; Viridiplantae; Streptophyta; Magnoliopsida; Arecales; Arecaceae
Product: auxin response factor 23-like
Biological process (GO): regulation of DNA-templated transcription; response to hormone
Cellular component (GO): nucleus
Molecular function (GO): DNA binding
Source: RefSeq, a predicted model, not a curated record